CCAAUGCAAAGAAUCUGUCCAAAUACCAAACUCUAAAACCGCAACUAACUUUGAAUUGAAUGAUGAAUUAAGCGAAUAUAUAGUAUCCCUGGUCUAUAAGCUGAACCAAUCAUCGGAAAACCCUCCAUCUACCGUCACACUUGUCUUGCAAUGGACUGUUGCUGUUAGUGUAUAUAUCUGUUGCAUCACCAAAAAUUAAGCAUCUAUGAUUUACUUGGCUAGUAGUGUUUUUGUUCUUUGAAGAAAAUGAACCAAUCCCAGAAUACAAGCUUCCAAGCUGGCGAGGCUAAGGGCCAAACUCAGGAGAAGACCAGCCAGAUGGCAGACAAGGCUAGGGAUACUGCACAAUCUGCUAAAGAAUCAUGCCAAGAGGCUGGUCAGCAGAUGAAGGCUAAAGCACAAGGGGCUGCUGAUUCCAUGAAGGAUUCAAUGGGGAUGAACAAAUGAAACUGCCGGCUGAUCCCACCACACCUUACCCUGGGGUACUUUGAGCUUUUGAUUUUUCUGUUUCUUUGGCAACAUUUUCGUCAUUUUGCUCAUGUUUCCUUCUAGCUAAUUAAGAAGAAAAUUUUCCUUUAGAUUUUUCAGCUUCAAUAAUUUCUACAAGUUGUUGAGCCUUAUUAAUUGACAAUAAAUUUGGGUUGUGCUAGUGAUGCCAGCUACUUAGAAGUGGUAAGAGAUAAUAGGAAAAGUUUCCUAUUUCUGCCCAGAAAAGAAUAAUACAAAUGAUCCAGU
This is a messenger RNA of Durio zibethinus, 735 nucleotides long. RefSeq lists its product as uncharacterized. NCBI's taxonomy places the organism in Eukaryota, Viridiplantae, Streptophyta, Magnoliopsida, Malvales, Malvaceae. The record is from RefSeq and is a predicted model, not a curated record.